AUGGCUCAUGGCAUGCUCCGGCGCACUACGAGCCACUCGGUCGAUCCCUCGAAGAAAGGGGCUAUGAUGUCGUUUGUCCUCAGCCGCCGAGCUGGCAUAACGACCCACCCACGACAGCGCUCAAAGCAGAUGCGGACGCGAUUCAUCGUCGCCGCGCAUUCAUCUGGAUGUGUCAUCGCCUCCGAGGCGAUCAGCGCUUUUUACGGGCGUAAAGCGCGUUCUGGGGAACAUAAAGAGGGUGGGGUGCUACAUAUCGUCUAUAUGUGUGCGCUUGUGGUCGAAGAGGGCAUGUCUGUGGCUGACCAGUGGGGUCUGGUUCCGGAAGGGCUUACGGACGGUUUGGAUAUAACCAGAAACUUUGAUAUGUUCGAGACCCGGCGCAGCAACGUCUUCGAUGAUGUACCUAACGACGAGCUGGAGCGUUGUCGGUACGUCCAGAAGCUGCAUUACCCUGUGACGUAUGUUUUCUGCACCGAGGACAACGUAUGGCCGCACGACUACUACCAGAAAGCCUCUGUGCGAAACAUCCUCGUUGAAUAUGGAGCGGUAGUGGCGGAGAAGACCCUCGGGAGUGGACGUUCGCCAUUUAUCACUCAUCUGGACGAGCUUGUGAACAUUGUGGACGAGAUUGUAAAAGUGGCUUAUUAG
This is a messenger RNA of Coniophora puteana RWD-64-598 SS2, 648 nucleotides long. RefSeq lists its product as uncharacterized. The transcript has 3 exons. The coding region runs from base 1 to 648 and encodes 215 amino acids. The record is from RefSeq and is a predicted model, not a curated record. Lineage: Eukaryota; Fungi; Basidiomycota; Agaricomycetes; Boletales; Coniophoraceae.